AUGGGCAUGUUCGACGCAGAAAAACCCAUCUCAAAGCUGGACCGUCACCGCGUCUUGGCGCCCAAAGCGGGUGUGCGCGUCUCGCCGCUGUGCCUCGGUGGCAUGUCGCUCGGCGACGAGUGGAAGGACAUGCUCUCGGGCGGUCUGGAUAAACAGGGCUCGUUUGAGCUGCUUGACGCCUUCUACAAGCUCGGCGGCAACUUUAUCGACACCGCCAACGUCUACACCAACGGUCAGAGUGAAAGGUUCAUCGGUGAAUGGAUGGAGACGCGCAACAUUCGCGACGAGAUCGUGCUUGCCACGAAAGCUACCUCGCCCUACAAGGCGCGCGAACAGGGCACGCACAUCGGCACCAACUUUGUCGGCAACUCGGCCAAGUCGAUCUUUGUCUCGACGCGCGAUUCGCUCAAGAAGCUGCGCACCGACUACAUCGACAUCAUGUACAUCCACUGGUAUGACUGGUCCACCAGCAUUGAGGAGAUGAUGCAGGCGCUCAACCAGCUCGUGGUUUCGGGCAAGGUUUUGUAUCUCGGUGCGAGCGAUAUGCCUGCUUGGGUGGUUUCUGCUGCCAACACGUAUGCUCGCGCGCACAACCUGGCGCAGUUUGUUGUGUACCAGGGCAAGUGGAAUGCGAAGGACCGCGACUUUGAGCGCGAGAUCAUUCCCAUGGCGCGCGAGUUUGGUAUGGCGCUUGCUCCCUGGGGUGCUCUGGGACAAGGCCGUUUCAAGACUCCGGAACAGGUCGCCGAACGAGAAAAGACCCAGGGACCCCUUCGUGGCGGCGGAGGAGCACUCACGGAUGAGGAGAAGAAGAUCUCUGCGGUGCUCUACAAGCUUGGUCAAGAAGAGCUCGGUGGUCUGAGCAUCACCGGCGUUGCUCUGGCAUACGUGCUCUCCAAGUACCCUUACGUCUUCCCUAUCGUAGGUGGAACCAAGGUCUCGCACCUCGAGGACAACGUCAAAGCCAUCGGCACCGUGCUCAGCGACGAGCAGAUCAAGACAAUCGAGGCGACCGCUCCUUUCGAUAUCGGUUUCCCGCUCAACAUGAUCCGCGAAGACCCGCACCUCACGGGCGAGACGCAGAUGGGUUUCCUCGCUCACGGCGGUCACCUUGACUGGGUCAAGCAUCCCAAAGCGCCUUCGUUCCAGUAG
Molecule: messenger RNA, 1152 nt
Organism: Sporisorium graminicola
Lineage: Eukaryota; Fungi; Basidiomycota; Ustilaginomycetes; Ustilaginales; Ustilaginaceae
Exons: 1
Coding region: 1-1152 (383 amino acids)
Source: RefSeq, a predicted model, not a curated record